UUUGUCGUGCGAGAGACCUGGGUUCGAUUCCCAGCGCGAGCGGCAAAUUCUCGUAGCUCCUUACUUUUUUUUCUACGUUUUUGGGCUACAGAAUAAUCAAUGACAUUAUUUUUACUGUAACAACUAGGAUGACUAUUCCAAAAAGAGCGGCAGAUUACAAAACACAAACUUACUGGAACUCUCGUUUUCAAACCGAAGAUAGUUACGAGUGGAUGGGAUCUUUUGACGCUUUUGCUGCGGACCUCUGUUCGUUGCUAGAACCUGAGUUUUCAAUAUUGGUCUUGGGUUGUGGGAGUUCUAGUCUUUCCUACGAUUUGUAUCAGAGAGGUUAUCACAAAGUUACUUCUAUUGACUUUAGUGACGUAGCAAUUGAUAAUAUGAAACGGCGCUAUGCCUCCGUUCCUUGCUUGAAGUGGGUACUUGGGGAUGUUCGGGAGCUGCCACAGAUUUUCGAGUGUGAUCAGUUCGAUGUAGUUGUUGAUAAAGGUACUUUUGAGUCUUUGAUUGCUGAUGAAGGAGAUCCCUGGAAUCCAAGUGAUACGACGAAAAAAGACGUGGACCUUAUGUUGUCAGGAAUUCAAAGAAUUUUACGCCCGAAAGGCUUUUAUUUCCAUAUUUCAUUUAUUCAGCCUUUCUUUAGGUCUAGAUAUUUGCGAAAAUUGAAAGAGGAAAAAAACGAGAAUCCAUAUGGCUUGGACUUGAUAUCUAUUCAUUCCAUUCCAGUCGGGUUGGGCUAUUAUAUGUACACGAUGUCUAAAAUGGAUCGUCAAUGUUGGACACAACCAAGCAACGCUUAGUCGUCCAAAUAUCAGCUCGCUAUGUUUUCAUGGGUUGAUAACAUUUGAAAACUUUUGCCCUUCCAUUAGGAACGAUAGAAUAUCUCAUACUUGUCCAUCAACGAAUCAACCAACCCAUUGUAGAAUGCAGCAAUCUCGUGGCAAAAUGUCGGAAGAAAGCUCCUCCAGAGGAUGUUCUAGUUGGUUAUUCUAGAGAUACAACGAACCAAUUGUUGUUAUUCAGCCAUUUUUCUGCAAGUAUAAGAAAUAUAUGUUUUGUUACAAGAGACUGCCAAGGUUGCUAUCCACUGAGAAGACAGUGCAGUCCCUAACAUCCCCCACCUCCUAUUUAUUUUGCAAAAGUUGUUUUCUAUAAUUAUAGAAUAUAUUAAAAACUAUCAUGAAAAUACUUUUGUUUACAUUUGCUUUUCCUCUUCAUAGAAGGAGUUUGUAAUUGAUCGUUUCUAU
Molecule: messenger RNA, 1244 nt
Organism: Galdieria sulphuraria
Lineage: Eukaryota; Rhodophyta; Bangiophyceae; Galdieriales; Galdieriaceae
Exons: 2
Coding region: 129-797 (222 amino acids)
Molecular function (GO): S-adenosylmethionine-dependent methyltransferase activity
Source: RefSeq, a predicted model, not a curated record